This is a messenger RNA of Plutella xylostella (diamondback moth), 2277 nucleotides long. The record is from RefSeq and is a predicted model, not a curated record. NCBI's taxonomy places the organism in Eukaryota, Metazoa, Arthropoda, Insecta, Lepidoptera, Plutellidae.
AUAUUCAUUAUUUCAUUCAUUUCUACAGCUGAUAUUUGUUUGUAUUCGCAAUUUUUUUAAUAUUCUUAUUUUCCACAUUAUUGUAACGAAUCCAGCAUAUAAACAAUGGCAAUGUCGGCUCAUCGAGUGAAGCAGGCUGCUGUAACCGCUGGCCGCAUGCUGGCAUGGCGGGUACACGCUUACGGAGGCGUAGAUGAGUUGCGACUGGAGCCGGCACGGAAACCUGCCUUGAGGGCUCCUUCUGAUGUACUAGUCCAGGUGCACUCCUCCUCGCUGAACCCUCUGGACACCGCUAUGAUCGAGGGCUACGGACGCACAGCACUCGGAGCCUGGCGUAAACUGGAGGGGCUACCCGAAGACGCUCUGCCUCUGACUGUAGGCCGAGACUUUACGGGUGAAGUGGUGCGGGCCGGUCCAGACGCCAAGUACCGCCCCGGAGACCAGGUGUGGGGGGUAGUGCCGCCGCACCGGACCGGCGCUCAUGCUGAGUUUGUUGUUGUUGAUCAUGGCUUGCUAGGCCCGCUCCCAUCAACAAUGUCCGACAUCACCUCGGGCGGCGGUGGCGCCCUCUACUGCGGGCUGACGGCUCUCAGCGCGCUGCGCACGGGCGGGGUGGAGGGUGCGGGGGGCGCGGGGGCGCGGGUGCUGCUGUUGGGGCUUGGGGGGGUGGGGCAGGCCGCGCUGCAGUUGUUGAGGCAUGCUGGGGCGCAGGUGACAGUGGGUUGUUCGGCCGAGUGCCGCGAGGUGGCGCGCGCGCUGGGCGCCAGUGCAGUGCUGGACAGAAACGCUGAAGACUACAGCCGUCUGCUUGAGGAUCAUGGACCUUACGACGUAACCUUCGACUGCGCGGGCCUCGGCGGCGCUAUUCUACCAUCACUAGUGUCCCUCAGUCGCCGCGUGGUGUCGCUGACGUCGCCGGUUCUGCGCGAGACGGACGCGCGCGGGCUGUGCCUCGGCGCCGCCGCCGCCGCAGCCAAGCUCGUGGAGGAUAAUGUGACGGUGCUAGGGCGGACAGGGCUGGCGGGGGCGCCGCGCGCGCCGCCCGUGCGAUGGGCGUUCUUCACGCCCUCCGCCGACGGCAUACUGCUGCUCGGGAAACUCGCUGAGAAGAAAAAGUACGUAGUGAUCGUGGAAGACACGUACCCGUGGUGGGCGGCGGCGGAGGCCUACCAGAGACUGACGCAGGGGCAUCUGCGAGGGAAACUCAUACUCGACUUCACUGCCGACGCGCCUGCAGAAGAGGUCAAGUAGAGGUCAGGACACAUGGAUUAUUAUGUGAGAUAGUGGUCAAAUCUGAAUUUAAAAGAUGCCGUUAUAAAGUUAGUAGAUAAAAAAUAAUGUGAGAAUGGCGGACGCACUCAUGCUGACGUAUCCUUGGUCUGUUACUCCUUUGUAUUCCCACCUAAAGGCGGCCAUUUUCAUAUUGUUUCUUUAUCUAGGCGCCUAAUAACAUUUUACAUCAAGAGAGUCUUAAGUGUAGUAUUCAAAAUUGCAUACCAAUGCAAUGUUAUUUUUAGUUACACUACAAUUUUAAGUAUUGAUAGAUAGGUGAAUAGCUGAGGUUGCUAUGAACACCGAAAUGCACUCAUUUUGGAGGAAAAGCUGUAAUGUACUUACUUACCUAUAGGAAAAUUACUAUGUGGACACCAGCCCAAACCUUAAUUUAAUAAUCAAAUUACAUAACCGGAUAUUCAUAACAAAAGAGCCGUAAAUGACACUGAUAAAAUGCAUGAUCAUACGAAGGUAAUGUUUGACUUCAUUAACUAGGUACCUACCAUGCAACUGUGCAAGUCUGACGUCAUUGUGAAUUAUUUGUUUAUUUAUAUUGACACCACAACUUUGAACGUAAUUUAUUGUGUCAUUUUGGUUAGAUGCUGCGUGUUUCCCUAAUGUACUAGUUUGGAAUUAAGAUUUAUUGGUAGGUAUAACCUACCUAUAUUAAGUUUGUUUCUAAGUUAUAAUAGUUUCACCAUCACGCAAAAAGCUCAUCUAUAAAAAGCUAUGUAGCCCGUUGUUUUAAAAUCUAGUCCUAAAAUAUUAUGAUUCUUUGCUGAUUAUUAUAGUAUGUAAAACGCUCCUAAUAUGUUUAAAUUAUGUUCAUGUUUAUUAUUAUUUAUACCUAAUUCUAGUAUAUUAAUUAACAUAUUCUAGACCUAGAGUAGAUUAUACACGUGCAGCCGUGCUAAGAAAUUUAUGUAGAGAUGUAGCAUUUGUAUUAGCAGUUUAGACAAACUAGUUUUAUUUAAGUAUGCAUAAAAAGACUGAAUGAUAUUUAAU